Acinonyx jubatus (cheetah) is the source of this 8577-nucleotide messenger RNA. RefSeq names its product Fc receptor-like protein 1. NCBI's taxonomy places the organism in Eukaryota, Metazoa, Chordata, Mammalia, Carnivora, Felidae. Gene Ontology annotation, biological process: cell surface receptor signaling pathway. The coding region runs from base 5924 to 6958 and encodes 344 amino acids. Gene Ontology annotation, molecular function: transmembrane signaling receptor activity. The transcript is spliced from 9 exons. The record is from RefSeq and is a predicted model, not a curated record.
GUUUUCUUCUGUUUCUGGUUCAUUGACUGCUACACCCUGCAAGUUUAAAUAUGGGAGCUGGCACCUUACAAAUAGCCUGACUCUGUACAAAUCAUCAUCCACAAUGGUUCUCCGAUGCUGCAGGGGACCCGGGUGACGGCCCAUUGGUCUCUGGCUUGGACAUUCGUGCCCAGAGCGGCCACAGUGCAGGCUGUUGAGAAACGAGAGUGUGUGUGGAGAAGACGUGGGCCCGGAGACAUGCUUCCCAGUGAGGAAAACCCGCCAUUGAACUUCCACGGGACCGUGGUCUGAGGAAGGCUCAUCGGGGUCAGAAAUUGCCUCUGGGAAAGUUCCCUUGAGAUACCCCCUGUGCUCCAUAGGGAGGCCCUGGUGUGCACCCUCUUCAAGUCGUGGACAGUCAAGCAAAUACAGAAAGGAGCACCUUUGCCCGUCUGGGCCCCCACAGGACAGGAAAUAGAGGAGGGCCGUCGGAGCACCCUGGUUCUUCUUCUAUUUCUGUAAACGUGCUGCAGCGUGACUUCCGCAGCCCUCUGACAAGCUGCUGCUUCUCGACUCGGAGCUGGAUUCUUCCUCCGAUGAGAAAGCAUCUCCAGUGACAGCCCCCGACCUGGCCCUCAUGCUGCUGGGGCUCAUGCUGAUGAUGUGCGGUGAGUAGGGGGUCCGAGCAGGUGCGGGGCUCCGGCCCCAGUGCCUCCCGAGGCCUCUGCCUGCGCCCGCGGGUGCUGGGAUCUCUGCCUCCAACCGGCAGCUCAGAGUCGGUCAGCAGGUGGUAAAUACUGGAAAGGCAGGUGUUUGAAGGGCACGUUCAUUUCAGUUUUUACCUCCUAGGAAGCGUUCGCUGGCUGUCUUUCCUUCCAGUGUGAAUUCUGUCUGUCCUCGCUGUUGCUGAUAGCUACGAGGAUAAUUCAUACAACAAACUGGGCCUUCGUUCCUUGUCUUAAACACCUUUCCCUUUAUCGUCUGUCCUUGGCCCCCUCAUUCCUACCAUCAAACCCUAGAAUUUAUCACCAACAACUGUUCGCUUUCAAAAUCCCUGUUUCGGGCACCCCCCCACACCCGCCGAGUGGCCACUCUUUGACCCCCGGAGCGACUUUUCGUUGCCAGGUACUGUCCUCUGCCCCCUCCCCGCCUUAGAUUCUGGGGCGCAAGGCUCCCGGCCACACCUGCACCUCUCUCCUCGUGAGCAGCCCCCGAUCAGCAUACUUCUCUGCACGCAUCACACCGGUGCCUUCACACAAAAGGCACCGUCCCAUUGACUCAUGUCCCUUUCAAGGUAGGGCACACGUCUCCAGUGGUCCUGGCAGGGCCGGUGACCUCCUACACCUGCUAGUCUGAGCCUCACGCCUGGACCACUAGGUCCCAGCUUCUCCGCCUCCUCAAACUCCUCCCUUCUCACACUCAGCUUAUGACCUUGCUGCCUAUGUCGCUGAGGACAUGAACACUAUCAGAAGACAAAGUCCUUGCCUGCCUGCGGCCGUGCUCGGAUCUCCCCGCCACCCCUCACACGCCCUCCUUUGGGACUGCCCUAUCCCCGUCCCCACGCAGGGGCCCUCCCUCCUCACUGGGUCCCAGGCGCUCCUGCUCCCUCAGAACCUCCACUCUGCCAUCAGCACGAUUUUUCCUUCUGGGUGAUUCCCGUAAACAUACAAACAGCAUAACGUCUUUCCCCCGAAACCACGGAAAUGCAUCCUGACGGCCUCCGGCUGGCCUUUCGCAAAGUUUCUAGGUCGUUGCUGGGCUUUGCUUUAUCUCCUGCCAUCGUUUUGAGCUCAUUUUUAACUGACGGGACAGUAAGAUUUGCUUUUCUGAUACGCCGUCUAAGAUUCUCCGGAAGGAUUUGCAGCCACGUGACCACCAGCACGCUCACCACAUUUCUAGCGCCUCAACCCCUUUGGCAUCACACCCGCCCGGCCCCUAAGCCCUGGGACCGUCGGCCGGUUCUCAGUGCUCGCAGGUCCCUCUCGCCCUGUCCUGGGCCGCGGCCGUCCGUCUUUCGUCCCCAGUGCUGUUCCCUCCGGGACCAGCAGCCACCUGCGUAUCGCCCCGGCCUGGACCCCGGGUUCCAUCUCCUCGCACUCGGCCUCCCGGGGAUGGUCCUCUGCUCCCUCUUCUGGAAACGCUUCUUCCCGUGGCCUCUGGACUACCACAUUCUGCUGGUUUUCUUUCUAACUCAACCCCCGUUGUUUCCUGACCUUCCCAAGGUUUGACUUUCCCAAGGUUGCUGCCCAGACCUGGCUCUUCCCCACCCACCCCCACCUCGCUCACUUCCCAGCUGCACCGUUCAGAUGCUUUGUGGCCACUUUAACCUUGAACUCAGGCUAAUUUUCCCCAGCGCUGGUCUCUCCUCUGAGCACCUUCCAAGCAGUCAACGGCCGCCCAGCCUCAGCCGGCAUCCUCAGGCUUCCAGACCGAGUUUCCACCCAUGUCCUCCCUGCUUGUCCUGCAGGAUGGUGGUCCGUCCUCCUCCCAGUGUGCGUGAGAGUGAUUUUACAAGCGUAAGUUCAGUCAGAGCUGUCCACGGCUCCCAGCACACCUGAAAUGAAAUCCAGGCCUGGCACCACGUCCAGGAAGCCCUCCGUGACUGGCUCGGACUGCCUGUGGGUACCACAGCAGUGCCCAUCGCUGCCCCUCCCUCAGCUGCAGGGGCACUGCCUUCUCCUCCCUCCACAGAUGAGCUCACUCCUUCUCAGGUCCUCCGCAUUUGCUCCUUCUCUGCCUGGGGUGCUGGUCCCGAACACUGGGAAGGCAGCUCUCUAAUUUCGUUCUGUUUUCUACCCAACUGACAGCUAUUCGAAUGGUCAAGAUUGUCCGAUGAUACUCUGUAACUGAUUUCUCAGCUUUAUCUUUUUCUUCAGUUUAUUUAUUUAUUUUGAGAAGGAGAGACAGAGAGAGAGCAGGCACGAGUGACUGGGGGAGGGGCAGAAAGAGAGGAAAAGAGAGAGUCCCAAGCAGGUGCCGUGCUGUCAGCCCAGAGCCCAACACGGGACUCGACCCCACUGAACGUGAGGUCACGGCCUGAGCCAAAAUCAAGGGUCAGACGCUUAACCGACGGAGCCACCCAGGCGCCCCUGGCCUUUAUCUUUCCUACACGCUGAUCACUCUCUGAAAUCAGAUUGCAUAUUGGUUUUUUAAUUGGCGCUCUCCCCCUGAACAGCAAAGACUUGGUCAUGCUCGCUCUGGCCACCCGCGUCCCACUCGCAAUGCGUGACGCACAGGAGGCCCUCAAAAUGCUUUGUAGGACGGAUGAAUGAACACCGUGAUGGUCAUGCCAGCCCCCGUUGACUCCACUCUCCUACCCGAGGAACGCAUCAUUCAAAUAAGCAUUUAAGCUAAAAAAAAAACAAACAAACAAAAAAAACAAAAACAGGCUAAAUAUGUCAGACUAAGUAUGGGUUCAAAUAGAUAGUGAUAAUGAGGUAAUAUUUACUGAAUGUGGAAUAAAUUCCAGGCAUUUUACAGAUGUCAACUUAUUUAAUCCUCAUGAAAACUCCGUGAAGUAGGUUCAGUAUUACCUCCCUUCUACAGAAAAGGAACAUAGGGCACAGAGAGGGAAAGCAUUUUCUCCGAGGUAACACAGCUAGUGGGGCAGAGCCAGGGUUCAGGCCCGUGCCUUCUGGCUGAGAGCCUGCAUCUCCCCAGAAUCUCCUGUCCUUGGUCAUCAUGUCAUAAUACUGUGGUCAAAUCCUUGGGAUAUGAGAGAAUCUUUGGGGAAAUCAGAAUUCCUUCUCUGGACCUGCUGCGCUGAGAAGUAGGUGAAUAAAGGGCACAGUGUGUGUGUGUGUGUGUGUGUGUGUGUGUGUGUGUUGGUCAGGAGCCUGGCCGUUGUCACUGCGAGUUGGCCGGGCCGGGGCAGGGUCCUCUGGACUUUUGAGGGAGGGAUAAGAGGGAGGUGCGGUCACCAACGAAGGUACCGCGUCCUAACAACGGAUGGGGGCAGUGAUCAGAAAUGAAUGCGGGAGAAAGAGCGGAGGCCAAGAAGGAAGCAGAGAGGAGAAGGAAGAGGCAGGAGUGAAGCGGAGAGGGAAGGUGGGGGAGGAGGGGGGGAGGGGGCAGUGCCGGGGGAGAUCCACCCAACUCCAGAUCUGCACUGAUCUCUCCCGAAUUCUCUCCUAGCGCCGCCCUGCGAACUAACUGAAGAGAAGAGGAAGUUUCCCCCCAGAAGGAACCUUCCACUGACAUGUGUUUACAUCCAGGAGGCGUCAGAACUGCUCUCCUCUAUGCAAAGUACUGUCCACGGGGCCGGAAGGGGCCUUCUGCGUCCUCAAGAACACGGGCUGCACGUACAACCGGGGGGAACAGGCCUCUGAUGCCAACGGUCAGGGGUGUUCGGGACCAGCCCAACCUUCUGGACGGCUCUUCUGAGGUUCGUCCAGGUGGAACUCAGGCCAUGGGCUCAUGGGCUCAAUCCGAGCGUAAGCAGAAAUCCAAGACCACACCCAGAAGAGACGAAACUCCCGCCACCGGGAAUCUGCCAGGUGUUUCUGGGAACACCCGAGAAUGAUCUGGGGCAAGCUCUGAGCUCGAGGCUGAGCUCCAGCCCUCGCAAACGGCCCUGUCCGGGUCCUACUCCACGCCUGCCCUGCCCCAUUCAGAAGCAUGGGGCCCAGCUGCCUAGACGCCUUUUUUAUUCCUUCCUCUGCUCAGCUCAAAAGCUGUGCUGUCCUCGGCCCACUGGGACUGCAGUUUUCCAAGGACAGAAAAUGCCUCCCGGCGCACAGGUGUUCCGUCCAGGCCCCAGCACGGAGCAAGCAUUCUGGUACCGACGUCGGGAGCGAGUUCUUUUGAGUUCCCAGGCGAGGCAUUCCACCAGCCAGGCUUGAGGUGACAGGUGUUGGAGCAGCCCCCGCCGCUCUGUGAACUAGAUCACGUGGCAUUUUUCGCUGGUGAGGGGAGACAGGCUUCUCUUAGGAAAAUUCGUAAACUUUCCCGAAAAGCAGAGGCUCUGAGCCUUCCACAAACAAAUGUCGCAAGAGCCAGUGUGCUCAGGGAUUCUGGGGUUUCCCGGGCGCUGACGCUGGGCAGAAGGAGGUGAGGGGAAGCAGGACCCAGCUUUGCCCACCCGUGGUCCCCCUGGAGAAAAGCCUUACGGCCGAAGAGGGAGGCAUCCCUGAGCUCCAGGUACGGAUUGAAAUUGCUCUGCACAACCUUGCCUUCUACGGAGGUGUGGGCACAGUCCCAGAGCAAGGGAGCCGGUGCGUGCGUGAGGCAUUUUCCGGCAGGUGCGCCCCUGUUGCUUCCAGUGGGAAGGAGAGAAUCCGUAAAGAAGGCAUCGAGCGCCUCUCAACCUUUCCCUGACUGGCAGAUCCCCCGGUGUCACGUUCCGUCCUUGGAAGAAAUAGUGUGGCUCUGGGACACCAGGGGAACAAAGCAGAAGAAAAACGACCGCCCUGAUUUACAAGAAUGAAUGAAACCCACUCACUUUUCCUGAAGCGUCAGGCUUCACCGCCUCCAAUCACAGUCAUCAGUGCCCUGCCCUGUGCCCGGAAGGGGUGUGUUUAGUUCGUGGCUAGAAAUGUCGAAGCGUGAGAACCAAGUGGCAGGCAAGGGUUGUCUUAUGGAUGGAAGAGGUGCUGCGCGGGGGGCGCCGGGGUGCGGGAUGGGCUCUGCACCCCACUGGGCGGUUAUCCAAGCACCAAGUGCCUCCCCCCGGGGACUCUGAACCCCUGGGCCCUGGAACAUAUGUGUUUCAUCCCUCUCUCCAGCCCUGCUCCUGACCGCCACGCCCUCUCGGCCCGUGGAGGGAGGCUCAGUGACCCUGGCCUGCAACGUUCUGGUCCCUUCACGGAGGCUGGACGGCCCCCUCCAGUUCUGCUUCUUCAGAGACAGCCGGGUCCUGUGGCCAGGCUGGAGCAGCUCCCCGGAGCUCCAGCUCCCCAAGGUGUGGAGGGAAGACUCAGGAUCCUACUGGUGCGAAGAAAAGACCAUGGCAGCCAGAGUCACUCGGAGCCCGAGGGUCCAGAUACAGGUGCAGAGAGUCCCCGUCUGUAAUGUGAGCUUGGAGACGCAGCCUCCCGGCGGGCAAGUGCAGAAGGGAGAGAGGCUGGCUCUCAUCUGCAUGGUGGCCAGGGGCACAGGAGACAUCACCUUCCUCUGGUACAAAGGGGCCCUGGGUUUGAACCUGGAAACAAAGACCCAGCGCUCUCUGGCAGCGAAGUUUGAGAUCCCGGCGGUGAGGGACAGUGACACGGACAAAUACUACUGUGCGGCCGACAACGGCUACGGCCCCAGCCUCAGCGAGCUGGUGAGCGUCACCGUCAGAAUUCCAGUGUCCCGCCCCGUCCUCACCAUCAGGGGGCCCGGGGCCCCGGCCGAAGUGGGGGAUGUGGUCGAGCUUCGCUGCGAGGCCCAGAGGGGCUCUCCCCCCAUCCUGUACCGGUUUUAUCACAAGAAUGUCACCCUGGGGAGGAGCUCAGCUCACGCUGGAGGAGGAGCAUCCUUCAACCUCUCUCUGACCGCAGAACAUUCUGGAAACUACUCCUGCGAGGCCGACAACGGGCUGGGGGCCCAGCGCAGCAAGGCGGUGCCACUCAACGUUACAGUGCCCACGGAGGACAGGAAAGAACUUCUUGCCUCGGGAAUCCUCGAGGGGAUGCUUGGCGUCCUUGGUCCCGUCAUUCUGGCCUUAUUCUGCUGUGGGCUCCGGAAAAGACUAGGAAGACGUCCCUCCGGGAACCCACGCGGGAGCCCUCCGAGCCCUGUGCCACCAGCAUCCAGCUACGUCAACUCACCCGCCCCGCUGCAGGGACAGUCUGUGUACGAAAACGCGAAUGUUGUACGCGGGGACGAGGUUUACUCUUUGGUGUACCACACGCAGCAGGAAUGGCCACCAGCAGUACCGCCCCCGAGGACACGUGUCGAGGACCAGGUGAGUCAGAAUCCCCAUGGUAUUUUCCCUCCUGCUCGUCUCUCUUUCUUCUGCCGACGGGCUCCUCAAACUUUAAAACUUAUGGCCACUUAGCAAAACCCAAAUGCCUCCGGGGUCUGUCUCUUCCCUUAUCUCCCCACACAGUGGGAUAAAAACAUUUGGUUGUAACAGUAAAGCGUCACUGUGCAAGGGAAUUUUGGAGGCUUGCGUGGACGUUUCCUUUGGCCACAGAGACAUGGAUGAUUUGUAGUUACACUCUGGCACGUGCCAAGUCUAAACAUGCCAUUCCUUGAAAAUCCUUGUUGUGAAAUACUGUUCAGCCACACACACACACACACACACACACGACUUUGUGUUGUGAGGUUAACCAAACAACCCGUGGAAAACUAAAUUAAUAUUGAACGAAGCUAAACUAAGAGGGAUUUGUGUCAUUGAAACUCAGUGAUCUGUCAACCCUGAAUAAUUGACGACAUCACUGAUAAUACGGAAAUAUGCUCAGAAAAUUGCGGGAAUCCCAGCUCGGCGUGUGUACAAAGACAGUAGAUGCUUUGUAGUUUUGUUGAGUGCGGUGGGGAAGCCAGAUGUGUCACGACAGAACCCAUGUCCUUGGGAAACUCCAGUGACACGCUGAAUUUAGCGUAUGAGUGUAAAAUCCUGAAAUCCUGCAAAAAACGCCAGCCCGCAGAACUGCCUAGCAGUGGCCCCUCCGAACGGGAGAGGGGCUUACGCGUUUGGAUCCACCGGGGGGAUGGGACGCAGGCCCUUUGAAAAUGCUCGCCCAGGGCCGCGGUCUUCCAAGAGGCUGUGCUUCAUGUGCGCGGCACGUCAUGAUAGGACGUGCCCCGGCUGCCUGGGGAAGACACAGGCCCCAUGUGUGUUCCCUGCUCUGGUCCUGUCUAUGUGCCUUUGCUUGUAGGAUGCCUCAGCCAUCUAUUUUAGGCUGAAGAAGGCAAACGUUACAGAUGAGGACUAUGAUGACGCUAUGUAACGUUCCGGAAGAUUCUGCCCUUUGGAAACCAUCCACGACCCUAAGCCUCAGAACCAAUACGUUCUUCAGAGAUCCUGGGGUAGUCAGCCCUCCAGUGCUUCUCACCCAGCUGCUUUCCUCCCAAGACUAUUCCUAAAAUCAGCCAAGAGAACCAACAUGAAUGCGAGGGCGGGAAGGACCUCGUUACCAGGACCCCAUACCUACUGGUUCUUCUAGGCACAGGUAGAACUGUGCUCUACCUUCUUAUAAGAGGACACAAGGUGGGUGAAAGAACUUAGGAUCUUGGGGUGGAGGGACAGUGCAGCUCACUCAGCGGGCCGGGAUGCAAGGUCAGUGACUCCACGGGGCUGCCGCACACGGAGAUGGGUGUCAUCACCUCAUAAGUGUAGACAGGCUCUGUACUGAUCUCCAGAACAGACGUCCAGUCCUGCCACUUGCGUGCAGCCUGCCUCUGUGUAAAAUAUGUCACUCGGUGCAUUUGGGGUCACUGACACCAAAUUAGAAUUCAAACAAAGUUUUGUAAAUACGUACUGUGGGUGCACUCAACUUUGGCGACGUAUUUUGUGUGCAUAGGCCAGUCUAGAUGCCACCAUAUUUGUAAUGAGAUAGAAUCUUGGUGAGUUUCACCACAUCCAAAGUUCUGUGCUUGCUGUGGCUUCUAGAAGCUUUAUGAAUACAGUUUUCUUCUUUUAUUCACAAGCCUUUUAAAAAUGUGACAAUACAA